CGCUUUUUCUGCUCUGCUGAGCUCUUCCUCUUGCCUUAUUUAUUUCUUUCGUUAAAGUUACCAUUUGUGCGAUGCUGUCUGUAGUGUAUCAUAUCAACUACGGUUCUUGGUUUGUAAGUAAUGGAUGCUACAGUUUCAAAGAAGAGCUUCGACUGAAAUUGAUCCCGUAAAGAUGAAAAGGUUUUUUAAGCUUUUUGGACUAAGAAAAACUCGUUAUAUCUUGAACAAAUUCCAUUCGUCUACUGUUCGUUGUGUUUUCUUCCAAUCUUAUGGGUCAGUCAUUUUCUUGCUUUUUGCAAGUAGUAGCCUCAUUCUCAUUACACCACGUUUCUUUUCACAAAAGCAGAAAGCGAUGAAUUGUAACAGAAUAAAUGUUGGACCAUUCGCUUUUUCAGCUGGGUUCUUUCGCACCCAUAUACAGACUCUAGAUAUAGCCUAGAGCCAUGAAUAUUCCAAUCCACUCACAUACGCACACACUCACACUCUCUCCACCUCUGUUUUUAAAUAUCUAAAUAUA
This is a messenger RNA of Schizosaccharomyces octosporus yFS286, 517 nucleotides long. RefSeq lists its product as uncharacterized. The transcript has a single exon. NCBI's taxonomy places the organism in Eukaryota, Fungi, Ascomycota, Schizosaccharomycetes, Schizosaccharomycetales, Schizosaccharomycetaceae. The coding region runs from base 125 to 439 and encodes 104 amino acids. The record is from RefSeq and is a predicted model, not a curated record.